Messenger RNA from Solanum dulcamara, 501 nucleotides. RefSeq lists its product as uncharacterized. Bases 1 to 501 code for a protein of 166 amino acids. The record is from RefSeq and is a predicted model, not a curated record. The transcript has a single exon. Lineage: Eukaryota; Viridiplantae; Streptophyta; Magnoliopsida; Solanales; Solanaceae.
AUGGCUCUCAAAUCAGCAAAAAUAAUUUGGGAUUAUCUGAAGGAAGAAUACAUAGGAGAUGAAAGAAUACGGGACAUGAAAGUUUUGAGUUUGAUAAGGGAAUUCGAGUUGCAAAAGAUAAAGAAAUCUGAGACCGUCAAAGAGCACUCAGACCAACUUCUGAGCAUUAUUAACGAGGUAGGAUUGCUUGGCACUAAAUUUAAAGAUUCGAGAAUUGUUGCAAAAAUUCUUGUUACAGUGCUUGAAAGAUACGAAGUAUCUAUAACUAUCUUGGAAAAUAUAAAAGAUUUGUCCAAGAUCACUUUGGCAGAAUUAUUAAAUGCAUUGCAGGUACAAGAGCAAAAGAAGCUUAUGAGGCAAGAUGGCAUGGUUGAAGGAGUAUUAACAACCAACCACAAAACUCAAAGCAAAGGUAAAUUCUUGAAGAAUUACCCACCUUGUAAGUACUGUGGCAAAAAUGGACAUCCAACAUAUAAAUGUUGGAAGAGGCCAGAUGCAUAG